Eucalyptus grandis is the source of this 486-nucleotide messenger RNA. RefSeq names its product probable 2-oxoglutarate-dependent dioxygenase AOP1.2. The record is from RefSeq and is a predicted model, not a curated record. Lineage: Eukaryota; Viridiplantae; Streptophyta; Magnoliopsida; Myrtales; Myrtaceae. The coding region runs from base 1 to 486 and encodes 161 amino acids. The transcript has a single exon.
AUGGCGGAUAGUACGAGGAUGCCCAAGCCCUAUAAAUCCAGCAGAGAACCACCCCAAGAAAAAAACAGGAGAAAGGUUUCAGAAAAAGUACCAGAAAGAGAGAAAUUGAUCAUGAGCCCUAUUUCAACACUGAAGCUUCCCCUGAUAGAUCUCUCCAAGUUAGACUGCUCAAAGCCUGGGACAGGUCCAUGGGACUCCUCGCAAAGUGAAGUCCGACAAGCCCUUGAAGAAUUCGGUUGCUUCGAAGCUUUGUGUGAUAAAAUGACCUUGAAGCUUCACAAUGAUGUGUUCCAAGAACUGGAGAGAUUGUUUGAACUUCCGACUGACGUGAAGCGCCGGUUUGACGAGCCAACUAAGCCGUUGCUCGGCUACCUUGAGAAUCUUCCUCUCUACGAGGCAUUUGGAAUUGGCGACACCCCUAACUCUGGCUCGAUUGAAAGAUUAGCGGAUCUCAUGUGGCCGGAGGGAAACACAAGAUUUUGGUAA